GGCCGCGCCCACCGCGCCCACCGCGAGCACCACGACGUUCCUCCCUGUGCUGAGGUGCGGGCUGUGCCAGCGCUGGCGGUACACCAACACGGCCGCGCGGAGGAGGUACCACAGCAGCGGCGCGUAGAGAAUGUAUAAGGGCGCGUAGAGGAUGUAUAACGGCGCCCAGUCCGUUGCCCGCGGGUCUUUACUGCCUGCUGUUAAUGUUGAGCUCUCGUAAUGAAUGCACGGAAUUUCACGUCUCGACAGAGGAUGAUGUUGGCUAUGACCUGGGCUGCGGCGAGAAGAGUGAUCAGAGCGUGUGCCGCGAACCAGAAAGCGCCGGCGCGAGAUGCUGGUGUGAUGAAGAGGACGAUUCGCGGACUCAUGAUCGAUGUGGGAGGUGAGGUGGGAGACAGAAGCAACAUAUGGAGACGGCGUACAGUAGAGAUAUGUGAUCGGGCGACUGAUCCUGCCGGCAGCGUUGUGCCUGUCGAAAGCUGUCCGUCAAGAUGGCGGAUCAAGAUUAGGCUGCACACCCGGAGCCGACGCACAUGUCGUUCUGCUCGCUGCUCGGAAGCAUGCCAAGGCUCGGCGCCACGGACACGGAUUCGGGGCAGACUGCCUGAUGAUCUGCCGAUUUGCGCACCUCGCAACGGCAAGGCCAGGAUUCCACGAACACAAGAUAAGAGACAAGAUUAGAUGACUACAUGAAGAUGAUGCUGCGAGACAGGCAUGGCAUGGCGAAGAUAUUUCGUCUGGCUAUUGGAGCCCAGUGGCCGGCGACGUAACGCGAUGACGGAAGUGACAAAGUGGUGGUAUUGUUGUACGCGCUAGGAGUUGUACGUCGUGGUUGAUGUGAGUGUUACAGGAGAAACGGCAGGACCGGUGGAGUUCCGAU
This is a messenger RNA of Cutaneotrichosporon oleaginosum, 880 nucleotides long. RefSeq lists its product as uncharacterized. NCBI's taxonomy places the organism in Eukaryota, Fungi, Basidiomycota, Tremellomycetes, Trichosporonales, Trichosporonaceae. The record is from RefSeq and is a predicted model, not a curated record.